Messenger RNA from Symbiodinium necroappetens, 1717 nucleotides. The record is from the annotation of a GenBank genome assembly. Lineage: Eukaryota; Dinophyceae; Suessiales; Symbiodiniaceae.
AUGGUGCCAUCUCCGAUGAAAAAGAAAAAGAGCGCCUGGCAUGGCAAGCAGGAUUCAGAAGCAGCUGCUGCAGACAAGCAGCCAAAGACAGCUAGGAGAAAGGGAAAAGUGCGACAAACACAGACGCCGGAGAUUCUCGCGAAGCCUGCAGGAACUGACGGACCUCUCACACCGAGGCCGAAGAAGACCAAAAAGAGGCUCAAGAAGCCCAGGAAGCCAGUUUCAGAAGAAAGUGAGGACAGCCCAGCAGAGUUCGUGCCUGCCCAGCGAAACAUGGACAAGAUUGCUGCCAUGCUUGAGAGGGCUGAGCAGGAAGAGGCCGAGGAAGAAGAAGAAGAAGAAGCACCUGCCAAGCGUCGGAAAGGGCUCAAGGGCCUUAUCGUCACUGGGAAGGAGCUGAAAAAGCAGCAGCGGAAGGAGCGCCAGACGGCCGAGCUGGGCAGACCUAUGACAGCUAAGGAGAAGCUGAAGUUGAAGCUGAAGAAUAUCCGGGAGCACUCGCACCCGCAGCUCAUGCCUCAGGUUCUCGCCUUCUAUUUGGUUACGACCGUUUCCAUCUCAGAUCGGCAGCAGGACCCCCCUCCCGCCUCCAUGAUGACCGUACCGCUCCUCCAUUUUACUUUGAUCCACCUUGGACUCGCGGGUCGGGCAGAGCUCAGCCUCCUGCAGCACACACUGACACUUGACGCACGGGAUGCCGAAAGCCCCAGCGACAUCGCGACGCAGAUGCAGUCCUAUUCACUGUUUGUGAAGUUCCACAAGGUGGCCGGCACCACUUGGCGUAGUUAUGUCGACCGCAUUACCGGGCAACUGGAACCGUGCAGCAGGGACUGUGGGUAUCCAGCUUGGGACUGCCAAGAGUAUUACCCGAACGACGAAGAGGCCUUCGAGAAAUGUUGUAAAGUCCCCUGGCAGAACAUCUCCUGCCCUAGGCCGGGGCUUGCCCACAGCUGCACUUAUCACCAGAGCCUCGCUGUAAUUCGACAGGCUGUGGCAGGGCAAGAGUUGACCACCGUAGCUCCAGACAUGGCAGAUCUGGGGAACCUCUGGCCGAGCUCAGACCGUUUAAAGCUGCUUUGGAAUGUGGACUGGGCUCGUACCUGGCUGCCGUCAGAUUUGCAUAACAAACGCAUUUUGGUCACAACGAUCCUCCGAGAGCCCACGGAGAAAAUCCGAUCCUACUACUACUUCAAGAACCCCAUCGCGUCACGUCAAGGCUUCAAGUCGUUCUUGGAGUUCCGCCGGGAUUUCGUUUCUGGCAACUGGACACAGCAGCAGUUCGAUAGUCAAGCUUCAGGGAAGGACAGAGGGUCAACCUCACUCCCCAUCCUGCUGCGCUCCUGCUGUGAGUACGAGACCUGGCUCGGCAAUGGGUCGGUCGAGAGGGCAAAGCUGACCUUGGGCACUCAAUUCGACCUGGUUGGCAUCACAGAGAGGAUGGAUGAAGGAUUAUUAAGCCUUGGCAAGCUCUAUGGCCUGACAACGGAGCAAGUGGCUGCCGUAGGCCGAAGCAUCCCGCAUGAGCUGGACAACAGCGACAACAAGCUCGAUUGGACCGAAGAAGAGCGUGCACUCGCCACAUUCGUGGCCCAGAAAAGCACGGCAAUCUACGGAUUGGCACAGGAACUUUUCCAGCGCCAGUCCACUGCCCUCUUCGGCAGCGAGGAGAAUCUGCAGGCGGCAGUAGCUGCCUUUAAGGCUCUCAAUCCGGACGAGU